AUGCUAGUAUUCCUCUAUGAGGUUCGACUUGUCUACACCAGUCAGGGGAUAGAGAUCAAACUGGGAGGUCUGCUUAUCCGCCCAACCAUCACAAUCCAGCUGUUGAGUGACGAGCAAUCAAGCGUGAGGAUGGCAGGGAUUAAGAAAGCAAGAAAGUCAUCUGCCCGAGUGAAGGUUUCCUCUACAAUGCCAGUGGCUGAUGCCAAGGUGGACAAGUCUAGCCCUGCAGAGGAUGCGGGCAUGUCUGAUCUGCUGGAGAUGAACUUCUUGUCAAGCUCGUCUGCUUAUGUCAAACUGGUUGAUCAUAUCAAUCAGACUAUCUGGAACUCAUUUGUUGUUGCCCCAUCUUCUGCUCAGCUCAGUGAGUUGGAGAAGAAGAAUGCUGAUUUGACUAGCAAGCUCUCAGCCAAGCAAAUCCGUUAUAAAAAGAAGAUGUCUGAAUUGAGGGCGAUGAUAUAUGAGCUGAAGAGUUCCCUUGCUGAGAAAGAUUCUGAACUGAGCUCUUUUGCUGCUAACUUCAUUAGUCGAAAAAUGCCUACUUCCAUCUUGAGCGCAAGAAUACUAACAUCUUCCUCAGUUAUGACAAGCUUCUAG
Messenger RNA from Prunus armeniaca (apricot), 594 nucleotides. The record is from the annotation of a GenBank genome assembly. Lineage: Eukaryota; Viridiplantae; Streptophyta; Magnoliopsida; Rosales; Rosaceae.